Messenger RNA from Suillus subalutaceus, 501 nucleotides. RefSeq lists its product as uncharacterized. Bases 1 to 501 code for a protein of 166 amino acids. The record is from RefSeq and is a predicted model, not a curated record. The transcript is spliced from 3 exons. NCBI's taxonomy places the organism in Eukaryota, Fungi, Basidiomycota, Agaricomycetes, Boletales, Suillaceae.
AUGGUGCAACAAUUAUGCUCAGCAUACCAGACAGACAUCGAGGGUGAUGCAGACGGUGUAAGUAACCAGCAAACAAAAAUUGAUGCAGAGCGACAGCUGUCAGAACACUCUGCAGCAUUGGGAAAUCCUGUGGUGAUUCGACGUACCUCUAUGCGUGCUGCUAUGACAGUUGGUGACAACAGCUAUGUACCAUCACGAAAUAAGAGAAAACCUCAAACUUACUCAAAUUGUAAGAGGACACAGUGCGAUGGCACUGAUCCUGGUUCUAUGACAUCUCGUGUGCCUGUGCACCUUCUAUUACUUAAUGCUAUCAUCAGUAGCCAGGAUAUUAUCCUGGCAUUUGGGUAUGGAUUUUUGGUGCAGUUCUAUAUUAUGAUUACCAUGCUCCACACAAACUCAGGAGUGAUCUUUUGGAAACACUACUGGCAUGAUCAGCCGGAUCGUUCUAUAGAGCACAUUGGUACUGACCUAUUCUUGGGGAAAGAUAUGGAAUCAUUAUAA